AUGAAGCUUUUUUUAAAAGAGACGAAUUCUGAGACAGGAAAAGAGGUGACACCAUUAAUGGAUAAUUCUGGAGAGUUCGUAGUGCCAGGGACUGAGGAAGAUCUUAGUAUGGCUGAGAGGCAAGUGGAACAAAUGGCUUGUGUUGCCAAUCAAAAACGGACUGCCCUGGGGCUGCCUAAUUUAGUCGGAGAUGACAACCGUUCGGCAAUGGCUCUCAACCAACAGGUUCUCGACGAUGUCGGAGUCAUACUGAUGGUAGCAGCCAAGUCGAGAAAUCUGAAAGGCACAUUUCAACGUGCCUUAAAGGAUGCUGCCACGUCAAUAAAAACAGUCGUGGAGGUCCUACAUGAGAGGUCAGUGAAUGAAGAAACGGCGAAAUUGCAGGCUGAAGACACCUGCCUGCGCAGUGAAAUAGAGGAGCUUCGUAAAGAGCUAUCUGAAAUCCGGCUUGAAGUGGCGAGGAUCAAUAAAACACCUGCUCCACCAACUCCUCGGGUGCGAGGAGACAAGGAAAGUGAGGAAUUGAUAAGUUCCAUUAUGCGCCAAGUUGGUCACAUGAUGAAUGCGCGAUUGGAGGCGCUUGAGGAGCGGCUUCUCCCAGAAAAGCGUGUCCGCCCUCCGCUGGCUGCUGAUGUGCGCAGAGAUGUAGUAAAUGAUACAGACAUACUACGGCGGAAGUCUGAUACAAUUACGAAGGCUGAAAAAUACGCCGUAAAAACAAGAAUAGGCAACAAAAGAAAAUUCCGGCGCUGGAAAUACAAAGAGGAAACAGAAAGGGAAAGGGAGAAGGGAGAACAACAGAAAUGGCAACUAACCAGCCAACAGAAUAACGCCCUCGACCUCCUGAGUCCACGGAAGAAGGAUGGACCACAGUAG
Molecule: messenger RNA, 876 nt
Organism: Parnassius apollo (apollo)
Lineage: Eukaryota; Metazoa; Arthropoda; Insecta; Lepidoptera; Papilionidae
Source: the annotation of a GenBank genome assembly